Molecule: messenger RNA, 480 nt
Organism: Entrophospora sp. SA101
Lineage: Eukaryota; Fungi; Glomeromycota; Glomeromycetes; Entrophosporales; Entrophosporaceae
Source: the annotation of a GenBank genome assembly
AUGUCUAAUAAGGUUAAUUUCCCAUCGAUUUUUGUAAGAAGACUUUUUUCUGCAACAAUAUUCCAAAUUUUAUUAGAUGCAAAAGAUAGACAUUUUCUUAGUAUUGGCAUUUCAUUGAAUGGCGGAAUCAAAACUAAUUUGAAUAACUUAUCUGAGGUGAUCAUUUCUUUGUUAAAUUCUGUUUCUUGGUGUUUAACCGAUCAAUACGUUAAAAGAGAUAGUUCGAGACGUUUUAUCUGUCCAUAUAUUAAAAGAGAUGGUUCGAUUUGCAGAAAAAGUUGCUGGCAACCUGAAGGGUGUUCGUUGCACUGGAGAUUAUAUGAAAAAAAUGUGGCAAAAAAUUUAGCAAAAAUUCCUUGUGGUAUCUGCGGAAAAGGAAACAAUUCCGGGACAGGAUACUGUCCUAAGCAUGCGAAGAGGGUUUAUUUUCGAAAUUGGUAUGAGAGACAAAAGGCGCAGAGGAUAGAAGCUGAUGCGUAA